Messenger RNA from Racocetra persica, 120 nucleotides. NCBI's taxonomy places the organism in Eukaryota, Fungi, Glomeromycota, Glomeromycetes, Diversisporales, Gigasporaceae. The record is from the annotation of a GenBank genome assembly.
AUGCAGACCGCUAAACCUAAUAAUUUGAACCGUGCUAUAGAAGAAACAUCUAUUGCCCGCCUUACCGAACAAAUUGCUAAACUUAAUAUUAAUCUUGCUGAAAAACAACCUGCUACUCCU